GAGACAGGCCUCUUUCCGCUAUUUCCUCUUUGAUCUGGGGGAAACAACAGCAAUAUUGCGUCACAUAGCCCUUGGUCAUGUUUGCAGUACCACGGCACUUUAUCAACCCAUUCUCGACCGAUCACAUACCAGAGUGACAGGACUAAACCACACGACAACAAACGAGCAACGGAACAAACCGCAUACGAUCGACGACUUACACCAACCCGCGACGCGCUGGAGCGAGGAGUGUGAGGAAGUUGACUAGGAGACGCCAAGGGGACAUUGACGGCAAUCUAUAUCAUGUACGGUUAUCAAUCACCAAGGACACCCGGAUCGACACCGGACUACGAAUACGACGACUGGGAGUUUGCGAGGAUGAAUUCGGCCACCCCAACGCCAUCGCCUCGCCAGGGCUGGGUCGAGGCCCAGCGCACGCCGCAGCGCCCGUCAACCCGCAUCGGCCACAGCCGUCACAGCAGCUACUCAGCCUCUGCCUUUAGCCCACGCCCGCCGCGGGAUUCUCCACGAUACAACAGUUCCGGGGAAUAUGCCACGGUUGAUGUGAGUUUUGAAGAUUUUCCAUCGCGUGGACCUUCCAAGUCCUUCCACUAUCGUUUCCCUUCAGAGGAUAUUCGGAGCUCCUUUGCCCAUGUUCGGUCCUUUUCUCCCCAAGACGAAUCCGAAGACGACGAGGUCAUCGAGGCCCUGCGGCGCACCAAUGUGUUGCCUGCCCAGUCGCGGUCUAGGAGUCGCAGAUACACCAAUACUUCUUCCGACUACGAUAGGGUACGGUACACUGACCGCCGCCUCUUCUCACAGGAAUCCCCCCUCUACAACGAGCCAGUUUACACACGGCACCCUGCCACCGAGGUGCCCCGUCCCAUGGCGCAGACUCGCGCCCCGACGAGCCACUCGCACGCUCGGCGUGCCUCGGCAGCCAUGGGACGCUCCGCUACGGCCCGGCCACAACAGCAGCCCCCCUCAAAGAGCGACCUGCGUGUGCACCGCGCUGCUACCCAACUCGAUGCGGACCGACACCAGAUCCCGGUUGGCUAUUCACUCAAGAACUGGGAUCCGCGGGAGGAGCCCAUCCUCCUUUUGGGCAGCGUCUUUGACGCCAACUCACUGGGCAAAUGGAUUUACGACUGGGCUGUGUACAGCGUGGGGCCCCGCGCACCCAUCGCCGAAAUGGCUGGCGAACUCUGGCUGCUACUACUUGACCUGACCGAGAAGACCAACAAGUGUGUUGAGGAAGGCCUCAAGACACGAACCAAGGAGAGCAGGCAGAUUGUGAACGACCAAAUCGACGGCAGUGAACGCCUCAUGAAGACCCUGCGCCUGUUGCUCAAGAACUGCGAGGCGCCCAUGCUGAAAGCUGCCAGCAAGAAGAAGUCAGGUCUCGGCAAGAAUGCCGGGACUGAGUUCGUGGACACCCUCUUUGGCCGUGACCGGGAACUUCCACGCGUCGAGAAGUUUAUGCAGAAGGUGAGGACAUGGAGCAUCCGCUACGAAGCCAACGUGGCACCGCUCCUGCUCAACCCCACCAAAUGAUGAGGAGACACUAUUCCAGGAAUUUCUCUUCUCUUUCCUUUCCUUGUCUUCUCGACCGCGCGCUGCCCGUGGACCCGGACUAAACAGGACUUCCACUAAACCG
This is a messenger RNA of Emericellopsis atlantica, 1636 nucleotides long. RefSeq lists its product as uncharacterized. The coding region runs from base 283 to 1533 and encodes 416 amino acids. The transcript has a single exon. The record is from RefSeq and is a predicted model, not a curated record. NCBI's taxonomy places the organism in Eukaryota, Fungi, Ascomycota, Sordariomycetes, Hypocreales, Bionectriaceae.